UUUAUUUGUUUUCCAUGCCAGACUCAGUUUAGAGGGUCCGUUCUGAUUUACCAAGAAAAACAAAACAAAAAACUGUAUCUUUCAAAUGUAAUUAUUAUAUACAAAAUUAAAGAAAGAGAGAAAAUAGAAGGAUUGACAAUAUUUUGGCAAAACCCACUUUGCACAUUGUUCCCAUCAUUUCCAUCCUCUUACCCUCAAUCUCUGCUUUGGCUUUUCUCCAAAAUCCUAUCACAAAAGAUAAUAUUAUUCACUUUCUUAGCCCACCCACCAAUUUCUUCCCUUUCCCCCUUUGUUUUUCAAUCCAAAUAAGCCAAAGUUUUGAGCUUCAAUCUGUUUGAUGUCAAGAAUUUCUCUCAAUCUGUGAGGACCCAUCUGGGUAGAUUUUUGUUUGGUGGAUUGUUUUUGAAAACUGUAUGUAUGGUCUACCAAUUUGCCAAUAAGAACCCCUUUUUGUUUCAGAUAAAAACCCAUUCCACCUUUUCUUUUGAUAGCCUAUAUUUCAAUCUAGGAAUUGCUGAUUGAUUAAAUGGGUAUCCUCAGAAAGUAGCACUUUUUUUCAUGAUUUGGGUCUGAAUCAUUGGAGGAUGGAGAUGUCUACCCAGCAAGAUAAUUCUGUUCCCAACAAAGUUUCAGGAUCAGGUUCUUGCCUGUAUGAUCUCUUAUGUUCAGACGCACCAGCUUGGAGAUGCCCUAGUGAUCAACGGUCAUUAUCUGGUCCACAAGAAAGGCUGGAGAUUUUGUUGCGCCAAUCUGCCAACAGGUCCUGUGCAGAUUGUGGAGCUCUAGAUCCAAAAUGGGUAUCUUUAAGCUUUGGAGUAUUUAUUUGUAUAAAGUGUUCUGGUGUACACAGAAGCCUUGGAGUGCAUAUUUCGAAGGUUGUAUCAGUGAAGCUAGAUGAAUGGUCAGACGAUGAAGUUGAUAUCUUGGCAAGUAUGGGAGGAAAUACUACUGUAAACAAGAAGUAUGAGGCUUGCUUGCCAGAAAAUUUCUGUAAACCAAAACCAGAUUCUUCUAUAGAGGAGCGCUUUUAUUUUAUAAGGAGAAAAUAUGAGCUGCUAGACUUCUUGAACCCCAAUGAACCGUUGUCAUGUCCUUUUCCACCUAAUAAGAGAUCACCUCCUAGCAAUUCAACUUUUAGUUCUACCCAAGAUAAGAAACAGUAUGAGAAACAACCAACGAAAAACCGUAUUGGGCAGGCAUUUCGUAACAGCUGGGGAAGAAAAGACUCUGAACAUAAGACCGCAAAGAAGGGCUACUCAAUGCCAAUGGCAGGUAUGAUCGAAUUUGUUGGAUUAAUCAAGGUGAAUGUGGUUAAAGGAACCAACCUAGUUGUACGGGAUAUGAUGACAAGUGACCCUUACGUCAUCCUUGCAUUGGGUCACCAAUCAGUGAAGACGCGUGUCAUAAAGAACAAUCUUAAUCCUGUAUGGAAUGAGAGCCUGAUGUUGUCAAUUCCUGAUCACAUACCUCCUCUGAAAGUGCUGGUGUAUGACAAAGAUACGUUCACUGAUGAUUAUAUGGGUGAGGCCGAGAUUGAUAUUCAACCUCUGGUGAGUGCUGCUAUAGCUUAUGAGAAAUCCACGAUCAAUGAGCCGAUGCAGCUUGGAAAGUGGGUAGCCAGCAAAGAAAACACACUCGUAAAAGAUGGUGUCAUCAACCUAGUAGACGGGAGAGUAAGACAGCAGAUCUCUCUCAGGCUGCAGAAUGUUGAGAGGGGUAUACUGGAGAUUGAGCUUGAAUGCGUGCCUCUUAAUCAAUAGCCGGCAUUAAGGAAAUGAAACUUACGUGACCUUUAUGAUGCCGAGGUUUGCAACUCACCAUGAUCGAUUGUGUGUGUGUUAUACCGUAGAAGUCAUUAUAUCGAUAGCUCUGUCAAGCGAGUCUCGGUUGUAUAUUACUGUAGUUUUUUUCUUUUUGAUCUGUAGGUAAAAAAUUUAGGAUUUUAACUUCGUGGUAUGCAGAUGGGAUUCGAUUUUAUUUUUCAUUUUGUCUGUAUGAAACUUAAAACAGUGUCCAGUUUGGGAAAUUUGGGAGUUCAACCAUCAACAUUUACAUUGCUCUGGUA
Molecule: messenger RNA, 2065 nt
Organism: Pyrus x bretschneideri (Chinese white pear)
Lineage: Eukaryota; Viridiplantae; Streptophyta; Magnoliopsida; Rosales; Rosaceae
Product: probable ADP-ribosylation factor GTPase-activating protein AGD11
Molecular function (GO): phospholipid binding; GTPase activator activity
Source: RefSeq, a predicted model, not a curated record